UGGAGUGGGACGUGUGCGCGUUGAAACAAAAAGUGUAGUGCAGUUGAUCGUUAGCAACAAUUAAAGAGUAAAUUGAACAAUGCAAGUAUUGUUAGUGGUGGCCACGGUCGCGCUCUGCGGCAUUGGCUUUGCUCAAGCGCAACAGGGUGUCGAUCCCGCCUAUUUGCGGCAGUAUUAUCAGCAGUUGCAGCAGCAACAGCAACAGCAGCAGCCCCACGAUGGCACACCUAUUUAUGAGCAGAAUUCAGAGCAGACGCAGCAAUAUGUGAGUGCAGGACAGCAGAUACGCUUGAAGGACACAGUGUCUGAGCAAAUACGCGCACAGCAGCAGCAAGGAUAUGUGGCGCCUGCUGUUAGAGAUUAUUUGCAACAGCCACAGUAUCAGUCGCAGCCACAGCAAGCUGUCUAUCGUCAGCCACAGCCUGCAGCAGCGCCUCCGCAGCCACCGCGUCGCAUACAGCCGGCCUAUCAGCAAGCCUCCCCGCUGUUGAACAAAGGACACAAGCUGCAGCAUCAGCAGCAGCAGCAGCAGCAACAUCAACAGCAGGCGGAGGAAGAGGAGCAGUAUGAUGAUUUUGAGAUGCUGACAAAGGCCAUACUAAUGUUGGAAAAUUCUCACAACGUGGUCACCCGAAAAGGAGAAUCCUUUGGGCUGGUCAAACCGGUUGCGCCCUUGAGGCAGCCACAUCAAUCGCAAUAG
Messenger RNA from Drosophila busckii, 700 nucleotides. It is a transcript of the gene Cpr66D, whose product is annotated as putative cyclin-dependent serine/threonine-protein kinase DDB_G0272797/DDB_G0274007. NCBI's taxonomy places the organism in Eukaryota, Metazoa, Arthropoda, Insecta, Diptera, Drosophilidae. Bases 80 to 700 code for a protein of 206 amino acids. The record is from RefSeq and is a predicted model, not a curated record. The transcript is spliced from 3 exons.